Molecule: messenger RNA, 6677 nt
Organism: Gopherus evgoodei (Goodes thornscrub tortoise)
Lineage: Eukaryota; Metazoa; Chordata; Testudines; Testudinidae
Gene: GRM1
Product: glutamate metabotropic receptor 1
Exons: 9
Coding region: 242-3820 (1192 amino acids)
Biological process (GO): regulation of synaptic transmission, glutamatergic; G protein-coupled glutamate receptor signaling pathway
Cellular component (GO): postsynaptic density membrane
Molecular function (GO): adenylate cyclase inhibiting G protein-coupled glutamate receptor activity; G protein-coupled receptor activity involved in regulation of postsynaptic membrane potential
Source: RefSeq, a predicted model, not a curated record
ACUAGCGUACAGCCCAUAUCCUCCCAUCUGACUGUAACAGUGCUAAAGCCCAUGUUCGCAGGAGAACUGCCAAUGACUGCUUUGACCAAGGAAGGAGCGAACUGUCUCACUGAUUCAGGAUACAGUUCAGUACUAUGAUGACUCCUUUUGCACCUGAGAGCCAUUUGUUUAAGCCUAUGCUGUAAUGGGAUUUAGAGCCACUUGACAAGUGACGGGCAAGAGGCUGGUAUUUCCUUCAACAAUGUGCAGACAGGAGGAGCCCAUGAAAUUUGUAACCUGCAUUUGGAUGACAUCCUGUAACAAAAUGAUUGGAGUGGUGCUGGUCUUUUUCCCUGCUAUCUUCCUGGAGAUGGAUAUUCUCCCCAAAAACACUGGCAGGAAGAUGCUGCUGUCAGAAGCUUCCUCGCAGCGAUCAGUAGCCAGAAUGGAUGGAGAUGUCAUUAUAGGUGCCCUCUUUUCAGUCCAUCACCAACCGCCGGCCGAGAAAGUGCCAGAGAGGAAGUGUGGGGAGAUCAGAGAGCAAUAUGGCAUCCAGAGAGUUGAAGCAAUGUUUCACACUUUGGAUAAAAUUAACUCAGACCCAGUACUGCUGCCCAACAUCACGCUGGGCAGUGAAAUCAGAGAUUCCUGCUGGCACUCUUCAGUAGCACUCGAGCAGAGCAUUGAGUUUAUAAGAGACUCCCUGAUCUCCAUAAGAGAUGAGAAAGAUGGGACCAGUCGAUGUGUGCCUGAUUCUCUACCCCAACAUCAGAGCAGGACCAAAAAACCCAUUGCUGGGGUGAUUGGUCCAGGCUCCAGCUCGGUUGCUAUCCAAGUUCAAAACCUGCUCCAGCUCUUUGAUAUCCCUCAGAUUGCUUAUUCUGCAACAAGCAUUGACUUAAGUGACAAAACUUUAUACAAAUACUUCUUGAGGGUGGUCCCUUCUGACACCCUGCAAGCCCGGGCCAUGCUUGACAUAGUCAAACGCUACAACUGGACCUAUGUAUCCGCAGUCCAUACAGAAGGAAAUUAUGGAGAAAGUGGAAUGGAAGCCUUCAAAGAGCUGGCUGCCCAAGAAGGCCUGUGCAUCGCUCACUCAGACAAGAUCUACAGCAAUGCUGGGGAAAAGAGCUUUGAUCGGUUGCUGCGGAAGCUCCGUGAAAGGUUACCCAAGGCCAGGGUUGUGGUUUGUUUCUGUGAGGGAAUGACAGUGAGGGGGAUCCUCAUAGCCAUGAGACGCCUUGGAGUGCUUGGGGAGUUUCUGCUAAUUGGAAGUGAUGGCUGGGCAGACAGAGAUGAAGUAAUUGAAGGUUAUGAACCUGAAGCAAAUGGAGGUAUCACUAUCAAACUGCAGUCCCCAGAGGUCUUGUCAUUUGAUGACUAUUUUUUGAAGUUACGUUUGGACACCAACACCCGAAAUCCCUGGUUUCCCGAAUUCUGGCAGCACAGAUUCCAGUGUCGUCUUCCAGGACACCCUCUCGAGAACCCCAACUUUCAAAAGAACUGCACCGGCAAUGAGAGUUUAGAAGAAAACUAUGUCCAGGACAGUAAAAUGGGAUUUGUCAUCAAUGCUAUCUAUGCUAUGGCACAUGGCCUGCAAAAUAUGCAUCAUUCCCUUUGCCCAGGACAUGUUGGGCUGUGUGAUGCCAUGACGCCCAUCGAUGGUAGCAAACUCUUGGAAUUCCUCAUAAAGUCUUCGUUCAUUGGCGUUUCAGGAGAGGAAAUUUGGUUUGAUGAGAAGGGAGAUGCCCCUGGAAGGUAUGACAUCAUGAAUCUGCAGUACGUAGAGCCCAACAGUUAUGACUAUGUACUCAUUGGAACCUGGCAUGAAGGGGUGUUGAAUAUUGAUGAUUUCAGGAUUCAGAUGAACAAAAGUGGAAUGGUCCGGUCAGUGUGCAGUGAACCUUGUUUGAAGGGUCAAAUUAAGGUUAUAAGGAAAGGGGAAGUGAGCUGCUGCUGGAUUUGCACCCCUUGCAAGGAAAAUGAAUUUGUGCAGGACGAGUUCACAUGCAAAGCCUGUGACUUGGGCUGGUGGCCUAAUGCUGACCUGACAGGCUGUGAACCCAUCACUGUAAAGUAUCUCCAGUGGAGCAAUAUAGAGUCUAUUGUGGCUGUGGUCUUCUCCUGCCUGGGGAUUCUGGUCACCAUGUUUGUCACCCUUAUCUUUGUGCUCUACAGGGACACCCCUGUUGUCAAAUCCUCCAGCCGGGAGCUCUGCUACAUUAUACUUGCUGGCAUCUUUCUGGGUUAUAUCUGCCCUUUCACCCUUAUAGCUAAGCCCACCGUCACUUCCUGCUACCUCCAGCGCCUUCUGGUGGGACUAUCCUCUGCUAUGUGCUACUCUGCCCUUGUGACCAAAACCAACCGCAUUGCACGCAUCCUGGCAGGGAGCAAGAAGAAGAUUUGCACCCGCAAGCCACACUUCAUGAGUGCUUGGGCACAGGUGGUCAUCGCCUCCAUUUUGAUCAGUGUGCAGCUGACACUGGUGGUCACACUGAUCAUCAUGGAGCCCCCUAUGCCUAUUCUCUCCUACCCCAGCAUCAAGGAAGUAUUCCUGAUCUGCAACACCAGCAACCUGGGUGUGGUGGCCCCAGUGGGCUACAAUGGACUCCUUAUUAUGAGCUGCACUUAUUAUGCCUUCAAGACUCGCAAUGUGCCGGCCAAUUUUAACGAGGCCAAGUACAUUGCCUUCACCAUGUACACCACCUGUAUCAUCUGGCUGGCUUUUGUGCCUAUUUAUUUCGGGAGCAACUACAAGAUCAUCACCACCUGCUUUGCAGUGAGCCUCAGUGUAACAGUGGCCCUGGGGUGCAUGUUCACUCCCAAGAUGUACAUCAUCAUCGCCAAGCCUGAGAGGAAUGUCCGCAGUGCCUUCACUACCUCGGAUGUGGUGCGUAUGCACGUUGGGGAUGGCAAGGCUCCUUGUAGGUCCAACACAUUCCUCAGCAUAUUCCGAAGAAAGAAGCCAGGUGCUGGAAAUCCAAAUUCUAAUGGAAAGUCUGUGUCAUGGUCUGAACCAGGUGGAAGACAUGUUCCCAAGGGACAACACAUGUGGCACAGACUCUCAAUGCAUGUAAUGAGCAAGGAGACGGGAUGCAAUCAGACAGCAGUAAUCAAGCCCCUCACCAAAAGUUACCAUGGCCAAGGCAAGAGCCUGACUUUUUCAGACAUCAGCAGUAAGACUCUCUACAAUGUGGUGGAGGAAGAAGAGAGCGAGCCAGUGUGCUUCAGCCAGCCCAGCAGCCCUUCCAUGGUGGUGCACAGGCGAGUGACAGCAACACCCUCACUUCAGGCAAUGGCAGAAGAGACCAACCUGUUCUUACCUGAACAGCCUCCCAAGAGUCUGGUGCUGCAGCAGAGAUCUAUUGUGGAGCAGCUGCAAGGCGUGGUCAACAAGUUUGCCACCGGCAUUCCUGACUUCAACUCUGUGAUCCCCAUGCCCAGUGCAGGGAAUGGAGUGAGGGUCCUCUACCAGCCUCCACUGCAGCAACAGCAGGUGCUUCCUCUCCAGAUGGCCAUUUUUAGUGAAGAGUCGGUCUCGCCGCCGGCCGACGAGGUGGAAAGCGAGAAGUUUAAGCUCAUUCAAGGAUAUGUGUACGAGAGGCCGGAGACCACGGAGGAGGAGGAAGAGGAGGAGGAGGAAGAGGAGCAGGUGACUAGCAAACUGACUCUGGAAGACUCACCAGCACUGACGCCUCCAUCUCCUUUCAGAGAUUCGGUGGCUUCUGGCAGCUCGGUGCCCAGCUCCCCAGUGUCGGAGUCAGUGCUCUGCACCCCGCCAAAUGUGACCUACGCUUCAGUCAUCCUGAGGGAUUAUAAACAAAGCUCCUCCACCCUGUAGAAUGAGGAUUACAUCAAGGUGUGAACAAGGAGGAUUUUGGCUGCUUUCAACUAGAAAUUCUAGGGGGGAGGUGGAAAGAACCAAGACGUGUGGGUGGGGAAGCAUGAGAAAGCAGAAUGUGACGUUAUAUGUGAUGGGACAAAAACUGUAUCCUGCACUAAAAAUGAUCUAUUUGAGGGCUUAAAUUAUUUAGCUGUUAAAAAAAUUAAUAAAAGAGUUGUAUUUUGAGAAGACAAUAGGAAAUUCCGACAAAGCACAAACCCAAUAAACAACUUCUAUAGCAAAAAAAUGAGUAAACAUAAAAAUCACUCACACUCACACACUCUCUUGGUAAUGCUUGGAAAUGACUCUGGAUAAAUGCAACCAUGGAUAAGUCAUUAACACAUCUCAUGGCUGUAAUUCUUCAUCUGGUGAAGAAGCAGCAGACGCAAGAGCUGGAGGGGGCAGGGUGUGGCAGGAACGAGGGAAGAGAUCUCUAUCUGAGAGUUUAUAUUUCUUCUGGUUUAGUAGGUGAAAUGAAGUGCAAAUGCAAGUCACUGUAGCGUGUCUGUUGAGGAAAAGCAAAGAUAACAUGCUGACAUAUGAUUUUAAAAGAGUUUUGUCAGAACAAUCAGUUGCUUACAUUAGAUUUUUUUUAACUUGUGCUGAUUUUGAAAAGGGGCCAGGAUAAUCACAACAUUUUUUGUGAAGAUUCAGGCGGUCUGGUUAAAAGAGCCUUUGUUGUAGUACUUGUAAUGUUUUGAGUACUAAGAAGAACUGCCCUUUUGUAUAAGAUUGCAAGCCAUGUGGCUAAACUGUUACAUUACAUUUACGGUAGCAAAAUAUUUACCAACUAACCAUUCAUAAUAUAAUAUAUUUGCCAUGUGAUUACAUUGUUUAUUGUGUUACUAUAGGAACAGACACAUCAAAAAUAACUGUAUACUUAUAGCAACAAUUACUACUUCAAACAAAAAGGCAAUUCUUUAUCGUGAGUCAUAAAAUCCAUUGUAGAAACAAGAGAAUGAGUGUAUGGUUGUGUGUGUGUGUAUAGUAUGUGUGAAAUGUAAUGUCUAAUAACUGCCACUGGAAGAUUGUCUUACAAAUAUACAUGGAUAUUUUUAUGUUCCAAUCAUGUUUUAUAGCAUUGUUACAAAUAUACUAUAGAUCUUUGAAGGUUUGUAUGCUGUGCUAACACAUUUUUCAUAUGUAAGCUAAGAUGGUUGUUACCCUUAUAAUAGAUGCUUUAUUUUGCAGAUAUUUUAUUAUGUGGAAAUAUGCUAUUGAUAAUUAGUGCUUUGAGAGCUUGUUACUUUAAAUGUUUGCAACAAGUGUGGUUAACCAAAAUAAAAAGCCUGUUUUAGAAAUCUUGCAUAUGCCAGUAUUAAAACUAUAAAGGCAAGACUGGAAAAAGUAUUUAGAUCAUUUCUAAUUAUUUCAGAUAGUUACAAGUAAAAUCAUAUUGAAUCAAGAACUUUCAUCAGUGCUUAAUAUGUACACAAAGAUCCAGAUCUAUUCAGAGUUGUUCUUUACCUCUCAGCCUCUUCUACUUACACGUCUUAUUCCAAGUGUCUGGUUUUUUUGCCUAUAUGGUUUCCCUUUCUGCUCUUUUCAUUUUUAAUGGUCAUUUCUAUGCUUCUCUGUUUCUGUCCUUUUUCACACCCUCUUCUCUCCACAGUUCAUAUAUUUGCCAGAGAUGGGCCUAAACCAAAACCCUACCCCAGACAUUCUUAAAAUGUUCUGGGGUUCAAAAUCCAGAUCCAACUUUUGUGGCUUGAGUGCAUCAAUUCAAUGAACUGUGGUUUGGUUGGCUGGCUUGAUUUGGUUUGUUCGUCGGCUGGUUUUUGUUUUUUAUGUAUUAGAUAUUGUGUUAUAUAGGCCACUCAUAUGGAGCAAAUCCUCAGCUGCUGUAAAUUGUCAUAGCUUGAUUGACUUCAGCUGAGGAUCUGUUCCAUAAUUUCUACACUUUAUUUUCUCUUGAUAUUUGUGAAGUGUUCUUUUCAUGCCAACAUAAUUACAUAAUUGCUUUUUGUCAUAGGUCUUGUAUGUUUCUGCCAGAAUUAUUCUGAAUUCCUCAUAUUUAUACUUGAUUUUUCCCCUUUUAUUUCAUUUUAAUCUAAAAAUGCCUGUUGCCAGUAAUCAAUUCUUCUAUUAAAGUGUUUAUUUUUUUAUCUAAUUAUAUAGCAGCAGCAUUAAAAUAAUUGGCUGGUACCCAAAUCAGAUCCAUAUUUAAUCCUUGCUCUUUUCUUUUUAUGGUAUUUCUUUCAAUAUGACUUGUUGCCAAUUACUAUUAUCAUCUUGAUGUGAAAAGCAUGAAUUGACUUUGCCCAAAGAAACCACCACAUCUUUGUUGAAAAACUGAGGUCUCUGGGCAAACCUAAAGAUGCCAUUGGGUUUGUUGGUUGGUUUUUGUUGGCUCCGUUUUGUUUUUUGGUUGUUUUUUUUUAAACUGUAGCUAGAUUAAAGAAAUAAGAAAAAAUGCAAUGAUUUCUCUUGAGAAGCAUACUAGCAAAGAAUUCUAUAUUCUCACACCUAUUAUUAGUAUAAGAUGUUUUGUGUUGCUACCGAUAGCAACAGUGCUAGUACUUUGAAGACAUGAGUUAGAUAAGACAAAAUGAUUGAUAGAUAUAUAGAUAUGUAUGCCUAUGGCAAAUUUUAGGUUGUCUGACCUAGCUGAUUUGCACACAUUAAGCACUGACUUUACUACUGUUUAAUCAUAAUAUCAUGAGUAGGAGUUUUCUUGAAAUUCAGUAUAGUAGGUCUAAGUUUGUAAUUGUUAAAACUGUAAACAUACACAUACAUAAAGUGUAUCUAAAGGGCAAGAACUCACCUUCGUGUAUGUGGCUGUACAAAUCAUUAAGCUUCCUGUAAAAGUUAUUUC